Messenger RNA from Entamoeba invadens IP1, 819 nucleotides. RefSeq lists its product as hypothetical. The coding region runs from base 1 to 819 and encodes 272 amino acids. The record is from RefSeq and is a predicted model, not a curated record. The transcript has a single exon. Gene Ontology annotation, biological process: cell adhesion. Gene Ontology annotation, molecular function: actin filament binding. NCBI's taxonomy places the organism in Eukaryota, Evosea, Mastigamoebida, Endamoebidae.
AUGGAUUUUUCAUUCUCAUUUCAAGCCGUUUUCCAUACCGAUAACGCGCCACUGUGCAAGAGCCUAACUCAAAAGUGUACGAACGAGAUAAUUAACACAAUGCGAGAUUGCAAUGAUCCUGACAUCGAGCCGACAGAAAUGAGUAACAUUUUACUUCAAAAGAAAGAACUAGUAGAGAACUUAAAGACGUUGAUUGACUAUAUGAAAGAGGAAGUCAAUGUCAUUGGUGACGAAGAAGACCAAAAACCAUCGAAGGAGAUCUACGACGAGAGUUUGAAAAUAGUCGCGACACUCGAAGACCUUCAACAGAAAGACAAAUUGGACGCCGACGGGAUUAAAUUGUUUUGCACGGCAAUGGUCGAUAUCAUUAAACAUGUCUUAGACAUCGUCAUCUUAACAGAUAAGUGGUGUGUCCGAAUCGCAAUUAACUACGUUGAUAGAAUAUAUGCACAGGUCUUGGCUUCGGUCAAGGCGUAUAAAGAGAUCGGAACGUUAGAUAAACUCGACGUCGCGAAGUUAAUUAAUAACAUCGGCACUUUAACUAACGCUUUGUCGGUAUUCACAGAAACGAGAGCUUCUGUAUAUGACGACGAAGAGAAACAAAAACGGAUGGAGGAGUGUUCAAAACAACUCAAACCCUGUUUCGACAACUUCAUUCGAUUCAUCUCGGGAUAUUCAGACGACAAAAACUCGUUGUUGUCAUUCAAAACUUUUUACUCGAGACAAAGAAAUCCUCCAAGACCCCGUACAAUUCGCUACUUCUAUCGACGUCAACAGAAAGACGACUUGGACUCGAUCUACGACAAUUUCCAAAAAUAG